ACCGGAUCAUCGAGACAAGUUCUUCGAGUCCUUGGUUUGUCUACAUCUCACUAGGACAAUGAUACCUACCAAUCGCACUGUGGCACAGUCGCUCUGUCGUAUACCCGUUCAGACUGCUUCCCGAGCCCUCGUUAACGGCGUCGCCGUCCUUCGUAUACCCAGGGCCUCUCCGGGAACGGCGGCACUUGUUCCAGGCGUUGCUCGCAAUGUCAAGAAUGGAGAAUCGGUUCGUCGGGUGAAUGCCCCCAUCCGAAGAGGAUUGGCCACCACAGUCCACAGUAAUGACUCGUCCUCGAUUCGGAGGCCUCACUUUGACAAGAUUCUUAUUGCGAACAGGGGUGAAAUCGCUUGUCGCGUCAUUCGGACCGCAAAGAAACUCGGGAUCAAGACGGUCGCUGUCUACAGCGAAGUUGACGCAAAUUCUUUACAUGUGCUUGAGGCCGAUGAAGCAUAUUGCAUUGGGCCAGCACCGUCCGCAGAGAGCUAUUUGCGCAUAGACAAGAUCAUCGAUGUUUGUCAUAAGAGCGGAGCACAGUUCGUCUACGGUUUUCUCAGCGAGAAUGCCAAGUUUGCUGAACGAUUGGCCGAGGAAGGCAUCGUUUUCAUCGGCCCGCCUUCAAGUGCCAUAGUAUCCAUGGGAUCAAAGAGCGAGUCCAAGAACAUCAUGUUAGCUGCCGGUGUGCCCUGUGUUCCGGGUUAUCAUGGCACGGAUCAAGAUCCGCAACGUCUGUUUGCUGAAGCUGAGAAAAUUGGAUAUCCAGUUCUGAUCAAGGCGGUUCAUGGAGGUGGCGGCAAGGGUAUGCGUGUCGUGUCUCAACCUAAUGACUUCAUGGAUGCUCUCGAAUCCGCCAAACGCGAGUCACUCAAGGCAUUUGGAGACCAGAACGUACUGCGCCCGAGACAUGUGGAAGUACAAGUGUUCGCAGACACGAUGGGAGGCGUAGUCAGUUUGUGGGAGCGAGAUUGUUCUGUGCAAAGACGCAAUCAGAAGAUUAUCGAGGAGGCACCUGCUCCCGGUCUUUCUCCUGAAUUGCGGGCGGACUUGUCUGACGAAGCUAUCGCGGCCGCGAGGGCAGUGAACUACGUCGGUGCAGGGACCGUAGAGUUUAUAUUUGAUAAUGACACGCAGAAGUUCUAUUUCAUGGAAAUGAACACGCGAUUACAAGUGGAACAUCCCGUGACGGAGAUGAUCACAGGGCUCGAUCUCGUAGAAUGGCAACUGGAGGUUGCAGCCGGGAAUCCACUACCCCUCAGUCAAUCUGAUAUCCCUCUCGUGGGACAUGCAUUCGAGGCUCGUAUAUAUGCGGAGAACCCACGUAAUGAUUUUCUUCCCGACUCUGGAUCUCUUCUCUACCUCUCCACGCCGACUCCAACGCACGCUUUUGCCGCGCCAUUAGCUCUGCUCUCUUCAGAGGCGGCACAACCUACUCAACGCACGCCGGACACGUCUUCCGCUGUCACACCUUCACUCCGCCUGGAGCAAGGUUUUACACAGGGCGCGCAGAUAGGUGUUUUCUAUGAUCCGAUGAUCGCGAAGCUAGUCGUGCAUGGCCGGGAUAGAACGGAAGCUUUGCGGGUACUUCGUCGUGGUUUGGAGGAGUACAAAGUCGUCGGGGUUUCUACAAAUAUCGACUUCCUGCGUACUCUCGCCGGAAAUGACACUUUCAUAAAGGGGGACGUGGAAACUGGCUUCAUCAAGAAACACUAUGCAGAGCUGUUCCCUCCGGUGAAUGAACCAUCACCAGAGGUAUUGGCCCAAGCUGCCCUUUAUGUCGCUCUUCGUGACAUAACAAAAAGCAAUGCUCCUCAAUCACCAUGGGUAUCGCUUGGGGCGCGUCGGUUCAACGGUGAAGUGUGUGAACGCACUAUAACUCUGUCGAUGGACGAAUCACCUGGAACAAACAUAAAUAUUAUAGUUGGGCAGACUUCGCCAGGCUACUUCGACGUUAGGGUGCAAAGUCCCUCUGGCAGUCCCAUCACAUUUACUUCAGUUGCUGCGCAGCUAACCUCGCCAACUACCCUCACCGCUUUCUCGCGGCGAACCACCAUUGUGUCUCAACUCACGCCAGCAUCCACGACUUCCGACAUAGCUGAACGUCUACAUAUUUUCUCCGCAGAUGGAUCCAAGAUUACCCUUGCUCUUCCCUCGCCAUCGUGGCUGGUGUCUUUGGGAGGGGAUGUUUUAGCUGCAAGCGAAGGGGCUCUGCGUGCGCCGAUGCCUAGCUUGGUCGUCGAGGUCAAGGUCACUGUAGGCGACAAGGUGGAGAAGGGCCAAGUGGUGGUUGUGUUGGAGAGUAUGAAGACGGAGACUGUGAUAAGAGCAGCAGCAGCAGGGAUCGUCAAAGCUGUGGGAUGCGCGAACGGUGAGAUGGUAGAGGAAGGGAAGGAACUCGUGGAUAUCGAUGCGAGUGCCUGAAGUACCUCAGUGAGGUUGGCUUAGGAAGCAUAUGGUGACCAGUCCAUCAUUCAGGACACGACAGAUAGUGUAAAUCCAUACCCGUGUAGCACUUGUGUAUAUUAGUGGACCAACGCAUACUCUGUGACCCAUGACACAAGCACA
Molecule: messenger RNA, 2560 nt
Organism: Pisolithus orientalis
Lineage: Eukaryota; Fungi; Basidiomycota; Agaricomycetes; Boletales; Pisolithaceae
Product: carbamoyl-phosphate synthase L chain, ATP binding domain-containing protein
Exons: 15
Coding region: 59-2416 (785 amino acids)
Cellular component (GO): mitochondrion
Molecular function (GO): ATP binding; metal ion binding; methylcrotonoyl-CoA carboxylase activity
Source: RefSeq, a predicted model, not a curated record